Messenger RNA from Hibiscus syriacus, 2343 nucleotides. RefSeq names its product G-type lectin S-receptor-like serine/threonine-protein kinase At4g27290. Gene Ontology annotation, molecular function: ATP binding; protein serine/threonine kinase activity. The record is from RefSeq and is a predicted model, not a curated record. Gene Ontology annotation, biological process: protein phosphorylation; recognition of pollen. Lineage: Eukaryota; Viridiplantae; Streptophyta; Magnoliopsida; Malvales; Malvaceae.
AUGGCAGUUUUCAAUCUACACUUUGUUGUGUUUUCUUUCUUUUGUCUGUCAAUAACCUCCCUUGCAGUCGAUACCCUUACUGUGAACCGAUCGAUCAAGUACAACGAGACCAUAGUUUCGGCUAAUGGGAGUUUCGAGUUGGGAUUUUUCAGUCCUCAAAGUUCCGAUAAUCAUUAUGUCGGAAUAUGGUGCAAGGAGAUACCUACCGGGACGGUGGUUUGGGUUGCCAAUAGAAACAACCCUCUCAAUGACACAAAUGGAGAACUGUUUCUUGCAGAGCAAGGAAACCUAAUCCUUUACAAUGGUACCAGAGGAAUUGUUUGGUCUAUAAAUUCAUCGAGAUCGAUUUCAAGUUCGAGAUCAGCUACCGAUCUUGUUGCUCAACUUUUGGAUACCGGAAAUUUCGUCAUCAAACGAAACGGAAACGGAAAUGUUGAGGAUUUUGUGUGGCAGAGUUUCGAUUAUCCAACUGAUACUCUUUUACCAAGCAUGAAGUUUGGGAUAGACUUGGCUACAGGCAUAAAUCGGUACCUAACAUCGUGGAAGAACACCAGUGAUCCUUCGACCGGUGACUACACGGACGGGUUCGAUUCAGAUGGACUACCGGAGGUUUUCCUCAAGAAGGGUUCAGAGAUUUUAUUCCGGACCGGACAUUGGAAUGGUUUGGGGUUUAGUGGCCUAUUGUAUCUAAAGUCGAGCACUAUUUACACAUUAUUUUGUUUCAAUGACGAGGAGAUUUAUUGCAAAUAUGAACUCAUAAACAAGUCAGUUGAUAGGAGUGUUUUAGCUCUAGAUGGUGCCUUCCACCGGCUCAUAUGGGACGAUCAAAACCUCAAAUGGCGGCCGUAUUUGAACGCGAUGACAGAUAAUUGCGAUAUGUAUGCGGUAUGUGGUGCACAUGGUAGUUGCAGCAUCAACAAUUCACCAACAUGUAGGUGUUUGAAAGGAUUUGUGCCCAAGUAUCCCAAUGAAUGGGAAAUAGCAAAUUGGGCGCAAGGAUGCGUCCGGAAUGUCCCGUUGAGUUGCGAAGUCGGAGAGGAUUUUAUCGAGUAUCCCAGAAUCAAGCUGCCUGACUCCAGACACUCUUGGUUCAACCGGACCAUGGAUCUGAAACAAUGCAGGGAUCGAUGCUUGGGGAACUGCACUUGCACUGCCUUCGCAAAUUUUGAUGUUAGGGAUGGUGGAAGUGGGUGCAUACUUUGGUUUGGUGAUCUCAUUGACAUUAGGGAGUUUGAACAAAAUGGACAGACUAUUUACGUUAGGAUGGCUGCCUCUGAAAUAGUUAAUUCGCAACAUGAUCCGGAGCAAGAAAACAUCAACGAGAGAAGGAAAUCAGAUUUGGAGGUACCAUUAUUUGAUUUCGAUACAAUAUGCAGAGCCACAAGCAAUUUCUCACCGCGAAAUAAGCUUGGACAAGGUGGCUUUGGAGAAGUGUACAAGGGAAUAUUGGAAAAUGGACAGGAGAUUGCUGUGAAGAGGCUUUCAAAGAAAUCAUGCCAAGGAAUUGUGGAGUUCAAAAAUGAAGUUUUAUGCAUCUCCAAACUUCAGCACCGCAACCUAGUGAAGCUUUUAGGGUGUUGCAUUGAGCCGCAUGAAAGAAUAGUGGUCUAUGAGUUCAUGCCCAACAAAAGCUUGGACUCCUUCAUAUUUGAUGAAAAGCAAAGCAUAUUGCUAGAUUGGCCUACGAGGUUCCAAAUCAUCAAUGGAAUUGCUAGAGGUCUUCUUUAUCUUCAUCAAGAUUCGAGACUUUGAAUCAUACACAGAGAUUUAAAAGCCGGAAAUGUACUACUCGAUUACGAAAUGAAUCCAAAAAUUUCUGAUUUUGGUUUGGCUCGGAGUUUCGGAGGAGAUGAGACCGAAGCCAACACACAUAGAGUGGUUGGAACGUAUGGUUACAUGUCUCCCGAGUACACGAUCGAUGGAUUGUUUUCAAUAAAAUCCGAUGUUUUCAGCUUCGGAGUGCUGGUGCUAGAGAUAGUAACCGGAAGAAGGAACAGGGGAUUCUCAGAUCCAGACCGCAAGCGCAACCUUGUUGGGCAUGCUUGGAGGCUUUUCAAUGAAGGUAGGUCAUUGAUUGAUGAAAGGACAAGGACAUCGUGUGAAAUAUCCGAAGUGUUGAGAUCGAUACAAGUGGGCUUACUAUGUGUACAACGUCGUCCGAAAGACCGGCCAUGCAUAGCGGCCAUGGUUCUUAUGCUGAGAAGCGAGAUUUCUUCAUUACUUCGGCCAAAAAAACCAGGCUAUUUUGCAGGGGGAGAUGUCUUCGAUAAAGAUGAUCCUUUGUCAACCAAUUUCCCCUUUCCUUCUAAUUCAUUGACCAUAACAUUACCAGGACCUAGAUAG